Molecule: messenger RNA, 1501 nt
Organism: Gastrolobium bilobum
Lineage: Eukaryota; Viridiplantae; Streptophyta; Magnoliopsida; Fabales; Fabaceae
Product: NADH dehydrogenase [ubiquinone] 1 alpha subcomplex subunit 9, mitochondrial
Exons: 12
Coding region: 83-1273 (396 amino acids)
Cellular component (GO): mitochondrion
Molecular function (GO): protein-containing complex binding
Source: RefSeq, a predicted model, not a curated record
UUCUGUGUUGCCUUUCUCUUUCUCUUCUCUUCCUCUUCCAGCUUCUCUUUUGUUGUGUGUGUGAGAGUGUGGGCACGGUAAGAUGCAGGCCAUUGCGAGGCGCUUAGGGCACCAAUCGCCAAAUCCAUCAACGUCUCUCAAGUCCUUCUAUCCAAUUUUCAAUCACCACUAUGGAUCAGAUCAAGAGCGUUACGUUUCUACACUCUCGACUAAAGGCGCGGGCCACCUUGUCCAUAAGGGUACUGGUGGACGAUCAUCCGUUAGCGGCAUUAUUGCUACAGUAUUUGGGGCGACUGGAUUCCUAGGUCGUUAUGUUGUGCAACGACUUGCUAAAAUGGGAUCUCAAGUCUUAAUUCCUUUCCGAGGCUCUGAAGAUUGUCACCGUCAUCUCAAACUGAUGGGGGAUUUAGGACAGAUUGUACCCAUGAAAUACAAUCCAAGAGAUGAAAGUUCAGUAAAAGCUGUGAUGGCUAAGGCCAAUGUUGUUAUCAAUCUUAUUGGAAGGGAUUAUGAGACAAGAAACUACAGCUUUGAGGAAGUGAACCAUAACAUGGCUGAGCAACUUGCGAAACUUUCCAAAGAGCAUGGUGGUAUCACAAGAUUUAUUCAAGUCUCUUGUUUAGGUGCAUCGCCUUCAUCUCCGUCCAGGAUGCUUAGAGCUAAAGCAGCGGCUGAGGAAGCAGUUUUAAGGGAGUUGCCUGAGGCAACAAUCUUGAAACCUGCUGUUAUGAUUGGUACAGAGGAUCGAAUUUUAAACCGCUGGGCUCAUUUUGCAAAAACGUAUAGCUUUAUUCCAUUGAUUGGGGAUGGGAGCACAAAAAUCCAACCUGUAUAUGUUGUUGAUGUCGCUUCUGCACUUACUGCAGCCUUGAAGGAUGACGGCACUAGCAUGGGAAAGAUUUAUGAACUGGGUGGUCCAGAUGUCUUUACUGUGCAUGAAUUGGCAGAUCUUAUGUAUGAUUUGAUCCGAGAAUGGCCUCGAUAUGUGAAGGUGCCUUUUCCCAUUGCAAAGGCAAUAGCAACUCCAAGGGAAAUAUUGCUAAAUAAGGUCCCUUUUCCGCUACCCACUCCUAACAUGUUCAAUCUGAGUGAGAUCCAAGCUUUGACUACAGAUACUGUUGUUUCAGAAAAUGCUUUGACUUUCAAUGAUCUUGGAAUUGUUCCUCAUCAGCUGAAGGGAUACCCUGUUGAGUUUCUUAUGUCAUAUAGGAAAGGAGGCCCCCAAUUUGGUUCUACGAUCAGUGAAAGGGUCUCUCCAGAUGCUUGGCCGUAAGAUUCUUUGGAUGUCUGGUCCUGAAUCAUUUUUCCGUCUUGCUUGUACUACCAACAUUCAUUUCACCAGUUAAAAAAAGAUCUGAAAAGUUUUAACUUUUGUAUCUCCCUUCCAUGAUGUGGAAUUUUCAAUCAUGUUUGGUGAUGAUAAUAAAAUCCAGAUACUAGUUGAUUCCUGAAUGUAAACGUCUUGAAUCUAAUUUAAAGUCAUAUUUUUAAUUGGAUGUUA